Messenger RNA from Brassica oleracea var. oleracea, 1855 nucleotides. RefSeq names its product phospho-2-dehydro-3-deoxyheptonate aldolase 1, chloroplastic-like. Lineage: Eukaryota; Viridiplantae; Streptophyta; Magnoliopsida; Brassicales; Brassicaceae. The coding region runs from base 75 to 1628 and encodes 517 amino acids. Gene Ontology annotation, molecular function: 3-deoxy-7-phosphoheptulonate synthase activity. The transcript has 5 exons. The record is from RefSeq and is a predicted model, not a curated record. Gene Ontology annotation, biological process: aromatic amino acid biosynthetic process.
AGCCCUUCACAAUGUAACGUCAACUCAAAUACAAAACACGUCCUGUCUUAACUCUUAACCAAAACGACAAAACAAUGGCACUCAUGAACGGCGGCUUGAAUCUCCCAUCUACCAAACCGGCGAUCCGCCACCGUCAACCGGUCUCCUCCUCCGCCUCUAGACCGGCAUUCCUACGGAUCUCCGCCGUUAUCGAUCCCAAGAACGAAUCCGUUACUCCUGCGGCAAUGGUGAAGAAGCCCGUCGGGGUUAGUUUGAGCAAAUCUAAAUGGUCUCCGGAGACGUGGAAGGCGAAGACCGCGCUGCAGCAGCCGGAGUAUCCGGAUCAAACGGAGCUGGACUCGGUUCUCAAGACGAUCGAAGCCUUCCCGCCGAUCGUGUUCGCCGGGGAGGCUAGGCUGCUCGAAGAGAGGCUAGGUCAAGCCGCCAUGGGAGAAGCGUUUCUAUUACAAGGAGGUGAUUGUGCCGAGAGCUUCAAGGAGUUCAACGCUAACAACAUCCGUGACACGUUCAGGAUCAUUCUCCAGAUGGGUGCGGUUUUGAUGUUCGGCGGUCAGGUUCCGGUUAUCAAGGUGGGAAGGAUGGCUGGUCAAUUUGCUAAGCCGAGAUCAGACUCGUUUGAGGAGAGAGAUGGUGUGAAGCUGCCUAGUUAUAGAGGAGACAACAUUAAUGGAGAUGCCUUUGAUGCCAAGUCAAGGAUCCCUGAUCCACAGAGGAUGGUCAGUGCCUAUUGCCAAUCUGCAGCCACUUUGAAUCUGCUUAGAGCCUUUGCCACUGGUGGCUACGCUGCUAUGCAGAGAGUUACUCAGUGGAAUCUUGACUUCGCUGAGCAUAGUGAGCAAGGAGACAGGUACCGUGAACUUGCUAACCGGGUCGAUGAGGCACUUGGUUUCAUGCACGCUGCUGGGCUAACGCUUGAUCAUCCUAUAAUGCAAACAACUGAUUUUUGGACAUCUCAUGAGUGUUUGCUCUUGCCUUACGAACAAUCACUGACCAGACUAGACUCUACCUCUGGUCUCUACUAUGAUUGUUCUGCCCAUAUGGUAUGGGUUGGAGAGCGUACCAGACAGCUUGAUGGCGCCCAUGUCGAGUUUCUUAGAGGCAUUGCAAACCCACUCGGUAUUAAAGUGAGUAACAAGAUGGACCCAGCCGAGCUGGUGAAGCUGAUUGAGAUCCUGAACCCUGAGAAUAAACCGGGGAGGAUAACUAUAAUCACAAGAAUGGGUGCAGAGAAUAUGCGUGUGAAACUUCCUCAUCUAAUAAGAGCGGUUCGUGGGGCUGGACAGAUUGUGACAUGGGUUAGUGAUCCUAUGCAUGGUAACACCAUCAAGGCUCCUUGCGGUCUCAAGACACGUCCGUUUGACUCCAUCCUGGCUGAAGUGAGAGCGUUCUUCGACGUGCACGACCAAGAAGGAAGCCAUCCUGGAGGUAUUCACUUGGAGAUGACAGGACAGAACGUGACGGAGUGUAUUGGUGGGUCUCGCACAGUGACCUUUGACGACUUGGGUUCACGUUACCACACGCACUGUGACCCACGCCUCAAUGCGUCGCAGUCCCUUGAGCUCUCCUUCGUCAUCGCGGAACGGCUCAGAAAAAGACGGAUCAAGUCCCAACAAGCUUUUGCUGUCUAGUAAUCGGGGAAGCUAAACAUUUUACAUGACUAUGAUCUCUACCUUAUGGUUACGUGACACGUUUUAGUCUGUUUUAUUUUACGUCCAGAAACUAUAGUUUCAUUGCCUAAGUGCAUGUACUAUAUAUAUACAUGAUUGUAUCGUUGUAUUUCGGAUACUGCAUCAGUUUUCUUUUCUCUUGUUCAAAUAAGAUAAUUAUCAUUAUCAAUGAAUGAAGGUUAAACACA